Sinocyclocheilus anshuiensis is the source of this 1576-nucleotide messenger RNA. Its product is annotated as E3 ubiquitin-protein ligase MARCH4-like. Gene Ontology annotation, biological process: protein ubiquitination. The transcript has 4 exons. Gene Ontology annotation, molecular function: zinc ion binding; ubiquitin-protein transferase activity. Bases 99 to 908 code for a protein of 269 amino acids. The record is from RefSeq and is a predicted model, not a curated record. NCBI's taxonomy places the organism in Eukaryota, Metazoa, Chordata, Actinopteri, Cypriniformes, Cyprinidae.
CGUGACCGACAGUAUUGACGAUUCACACGCUUGUUAACCCCUUUCUUCAAGUGUGUUACAUAUGUGCUUCAGCAUACCGGGAAACUUGACUCUUCUUCAUGAAGGGGGAGCUGCUGAGCCCGUGUCGCUGUAGUGGUUCUGUUCGCUGCACUCAUGAGCCCUGUCUUAUUAAGUGGAUUAGUGAGAGAGGAUCCUGGAGCUGUGAACUCUGCUACUACAAAUACCAGGUCAUCGCCAUCAGCACCAAGAACCCGCUACAGUGGCAGGCCAUCUCGUUGACAGUGAUAGAGAAAGUACAGAUAGCUGCAGCUGUUCUGGGUUCUAUGUUCCUGAUAGCCAGUAUCUCCUGGCUGGUCUGGUCCUCCCUCAGCCCCUCGGCCAAGUGGCAACGGCAGGACCUGCUCUUCCAGAUCUGUUACGGCAUGUACGGCUUCAUGGACCUGGUGUGCAUCGCUCUGAUUGUCCACGAAGGUCCCUCCGUAUUUCGCAUCUUUAACCGCUGGCAGGCUGUUAAUCAGCAGUGGAAAGUCUUAAACUACGACAAGGUGAAAGCCAAUGAGGAGCAUCAGAAGACCGGUGCCACAUUCCGGACCCUCACUCUGCCGCUGACGCACCGAAUGGGGCUGACCGGCACAGAAGGUGAAGCCUCCACCUCCACGUCCUCCCUCAUGGCUGCAGCUGCAGCAGCCACCAUAACCCCCACCACAAACUCCGUCCCGUUGGCAGCAGGUGCCACGACAGAGCUGCAGGACUCAUCUGAGCCCAGCAAUGGGCAGUCCUCGCUGCCAGACCACCACUGUGCUUAUAACAUCCUUCAUCUCCUCAGCCACCACCUGAGGCCCCAGGAGCCGCGUGGACAGACCAGCAACAGCAACCGCGAACUGGUCAUGAGAGUCACUACAGUGUGAGGCCUUCUAUGAAGUCCAGUUUACGGUUGAAUCUCUGCAUGCGACGUAUUUAAAAGAAAGGAUUCACUGAGGAGAAUUAAACAGUGUUAACCGACGACCCAGUGCAGUGCUGUCCGGGUUUAAGGCAUUUGUUUUUUCUGUUUUUUACAGUAUUGAAUAAAACAAGGAAGCAGUUUCUCUCACAGUGGCUACAGGAAAUAUUAUGGCCAUAAAGCUUCACAUGUGAGCAACUGAGAAAGGUCAAAGGUCAGUGGGGUGGAGUCUCUGAGUGUGUGUAUUGAGUUUUAUUGUCAGCUCAAGGCCACAGUCAGAGCUGUGACCGUUCUGAAGCACAACCAUAACAAUGCAAUCCAGUUUCUACACUGACAGCCGCUGCUGAACUAAAACAGCUCAGAGUGAAGAACAAACGUGUUUGUAUGUAAAACACACAUUACACUAAUUUUACGAUUACUACAUGUUGUAUUUUCAGAUAAAAUCCUAUUAUUAAUGUCACUUGCGACAAUGAGCAAGUCUAAAUCGGUUUCCUAACAAACCAAAUGGGGUAUUGAAGGAUCAUACUGUUGUGUUUACACUCACAGGCAGUAUGUUUUUUAGCGAAAUCAAUCCUCUUUGUCUUCUCUCAGUCUUGUACAUCAGUAACAGGAAACUACGUUACAGUGGAGACAACU